Ichthyophthirius multifiliis is the source of this 2691-nucleotide messenger RNA. RefSeq lists its product as hypothetical. The transcript is spliced from 5 exons. The record is from RefSeq and is a predicted model, not a curated record. NCBI's taxonomy places the organism in Eukaryota, Ciliophora, Oligohymenophorea, Hymenostomatida. Gene Ontology annotation, molecular function: protein binding.
AUGAUAAUUAAUUGAUUUCAAUUGAAAAAAAAUAGCUUAUAUCAAUAAAUAAUUUAGAAUAAUUUUUAGAUAUUACAUAAAUUUAAAGAUUAAAUCUAUCCCGUAAUAAUUUGCAAGAAAUAGAGCCUAUAUUUUUAAAAAUGCCUUUUUUGAAAUAAUUAGACUUAUCUUUUAACCACAUCAAGUUUAUUUCAUAUUUAUAAAAUUGUACAUAAUUAGAAAUAUUAAACUUAUCAACAAACAGGUUAAUAAAAGUAGAUAAGCUUAAAUAAUGCAAAAGCUUAAAAGUUUUAGUAAUUUUUCAAAAAUUUAAAAAUAUAUAUUAAUAAAAAUUAAGGAUUUAAGUUUAAAUUAUAUAGAAGAAAUAGAAAAUUUAGAGUUACCAUAAUUAGAAUAAUUAUAUUUGUAAGGAAAUAAAAUAGAUUUACUACCUUUGUUUAAAAAUGUUCCAAGGCUAAGAAUUUUAGAUAUAUCAAAUAAUGAAAUAAAAGAUUUAAAUGCCUUAUUAAUAGAUAAAUCUUUAAAUUAUUUAGAAAGUAUAAAUUGUUCUUAUAAUUAACUUCCAGCCUAAUACUUGGAAGACUUGUGCCUUAUUAUUUAAAGUAUGCCAAAUUUACUUUAGUUAUAAUGUACUGGUAAUGAAAUUACUUUGAAUAAUAUUUAUAAGUCAGCCAUUUUGACAGCUAAAAGCUAAAAAAAUUAGAUGGAUUAGAAAUAUCAGAUAAUAUGUUGGAUUAAAUAUAAGUAAAAAUAAAAUUUAUAUAAUUUUUUUAUAAUCCAAAUAAAAAAAAAAAAGAAUCUUAAAAAAACAAAAAAUUUCGAAAAAGCAGCUGAAGAUACAAAUAAAGAUUUCCUAUAAAGGCUAAAACAAGAAAACGAAGCAAAAUUAUCAGUUAAGAAAUUACUUAAGGAUCAAAUUGAUCUUGUAGAAGAAAUAUUUUAAAAAUACUAAGCAAAAACAUAAAAAGAAUAAUUAGAUUUCCUGGAGUGUAUAGCAAUUAUUGAAAAAAGAUUUAGAUAGGGAAAUAAACUAAAUUUAGAUGAUGAUGUUAUUAAUUUAUGGAAGUUAAGGAUUAAAUAGAAUGAUGAAAAUUUAAAGAAUAAAGCUUAAUUGGCUAAAUAAAUUGAAGAUAAUUAACGAUAAUUACUCUUACAAAAAGAAAUUGAUGGUUUAACUUUAAGAUAAAAACUAUAUAAAAUUGCUUUGGAAGAUCCUGAUUUAUGGAGAGAUUUAAAAACUAAAGAAAUACAAUAAAUAUACAAGGAAGAAAAAGAAAAAUAAUUAAAUAAUAUAAAUCAAAUUAAUGAUAAAAGUAUGGUAAAUUACACUCAAUAUUAAUAAGAUUAAGUUCAAAGCAUACAAAAUAAUUUAAAAAAUCAUAUUUAAAUGAUUAAUGAUUAUAGUAAUUAUGAUAAUUCAAAUAAUUAAAAUCUUAUUCAAAAUAAUAAUUAUAUUUCUAAUUUGAAUAUAAAAGAUUCUAAUAUUAUUUAAAAAAGUAUUCUGAAACCUUAUUAAUUAUAGGAUUAAGAAUAAAAUAAAUUAUAAGAUUAAGAAUAAGAAUAAAUAAUGCUUAUAAAUUAGAAAAGAUUUAUGAUAGUAACGAUAGCAACAUAAAAAAAUAAAAACAAAAUAUAAUUUUUAACAUUAAAAACUUUUAAAAAUUAUAUUUCAUUCCUAAAAAAUAAAAAUUUAUACAAAUAAAUAUAUAUUUAAGAAUUUAAAUAUAUUUACUUAAUAUAUUUUAAAAAAUAAAUAAUUAUAAAAAUAUAUAUAUAUAUAUAUAUAUAUAUAUCACUAUUAAUUUUGUCAAUUAUUUAAAUAAUUUAAAUUAAAUUUUUAAAGAAAAAAAAAUAUUAAUAAAAAUAAAAAAUGGAUAAACAUAAACCAUUAGGACAUUAAUUUGCUAAAAAAGAUUUAUUAUAAACAAAACCAAAAAUAACGAACAAAUAUACAAAUGUUAAAAAAACUAUUAAUAGCGGAGUUACUGUCAGAGAUGUAGAUGUUAAAAGCGAUAGAUUUAUAGCUAAAAAGAAAAGCGAAAAUUUCGGUAGAAUUAAACCUUCAUUUUUAUCUGAAUUGCUUUAACAAGACAAAAAUACAGAAAGUGUAUAUGAAUUAGUAGAUAAUAAUUCUAAAUAAAACUAUGAAAAUGAUAAUUAAAGUAUAACUUCUAUAUAUAAUGCGGAAUAAAAUGUAGAUUUAAAUAAUUAAUAGCCUGAUUUUUUAAUUUUAGAUAUUCGUGAUAUUUGUGAAUAUGAAAAAUAUAAAAUAAAAGAAUCAUUGCCAUAUCCUCUUAUUAUGAUUAAAUAAGAUAAAUAAAUUCCUUAACUACAUAAAUAUGUAAUUUUUUUUUUGUUAUUUUACUUAAAUAAUAAUAGAAAAAUGCUUAUAAUAAACAUAUAAUUUUGUAUGGAAUAGACGAGAAAUAAGGAAUCUUGGCUGGAUAACUAUUUUUCGAAAAAGGAUUUGAUAAUAUUUAUAUUUUAACUAAAGGUAUUGAAAAUUUUGCAUAAGAGUUUCCUAAUUUGAUUGAAGGAAAUAUCCCAGAAAGCAUCAAAACUACUAAUAUUUAAAAAGAAAAGAAAUAUGUUUAAGAUAAAAAUGGUAAAGAUGCAUAAAGUUUAAUGAAUAAUACAAACAAUAUGAGCCAAAUUAAAACAUUAACUUCAAAUAAUUCUGUUAUUAGUUAA